Messenger RNA from Sphaeramia orbicularis (orbiculate cardinalfish), 4113 nucleotides. It is a transcript of the gene klc1b, whose product is annotated as kinesin light chain 1b. The record is from RefSeq and is a predicted model, not a curated record. NCBI's taxonomy places the organism in Eukaryota, Metazoa, Chordata, Actinopteri, Kurtiformes, Apogonidae. The transcript has 15 exons. Gene Ontology annotation, biological process: microtubule-based movement. Gene Ontology annotation, cellular component: cytoplasm; kinesin complex. The coding region runs from base 114 to 1766 and encodes 550 amino acids. Gene Ontology annotation, molecular function: kinesin binding.
AGCCGCAAAGGAUUGUGGGAGAGCCUUGCCGUGCUGGAGACAUUUUGGAAUUAAAGGGGCUGAGUCUGAGCUAGCGUCAGUACUAGCUCUCGGUUCCCUGAGCUACGUAGAAGAUGUCCACCAUGGUGUAUCCACGGGAGGAGAAGCUGGAGAAGCUCUCUCAAGAGGAGAUCAUCUCCAACACAAAGCUGGUGAUCCAGGGUCUGGAGGCGCUGAAGAAUGAGCACAACUCCAUCCUCCACAGCCUCCUGGAGACCAUCAAGUGCCUGAAGAAGGAUGAGGAGGCCAACCUGGUGCAUGAGAAAUCCAAUCUGCUCCGCAAGUCAGUGGAGAUGAUAGAGCUGGGCCUUGGAGAAGCACAGGUGAUGAUGGCUCUGUCCAACCACCUGAACGCCGUGGAGUCAGAGAAGCAGAAGCUGCGAGCCCAGGUCCGGAGGCUGUGUCAGGAGAACCAGUGGCUGAGGGACGAGCUGGCCAACACCCAGCAGAAGCUGCAGAAGAGCGAGCAGAGCGUGGCCCAGCUGGAGGAGGAGAAGAAGCACCUGGAGUUCAUGAACCAGCUCAAAAAGUACGACGAGGACGUGUCGCCCACUCAGGAGGAGAAGGACAGAGAAACACCCAAGGAUUCCCUGGACGACCUGUUCCCCAACGAUGAAGAGGAGCACGGACAAGGAAUGCAACACCAACACAACAGUGCAGCGGUGGCGGCUGCCCAGCAGGGGGGCUACGAGAUCCCGGCCCGCCUGCGAACCCUGCACAACCUGGUGAUCCAGUACGCGUCCCAGGGCCGCUACGAGGUGGCCGUACCCCUGUGUAAGCAGGCCCUGGAGGACCUGGAGAAGACGUCUGGACACGACCACCCCGACGUGGCCACCAUGCUCAACAUCCUGGCCCUGGUCUACAGAGAUCAGAACAAAUACAAAGAGGCUGCCCAUCUGCUCAACGACGCUCUGUCCAUCAGGGAGAAAACCUUGGGCAAAGACCACCCUGCUGUGGCUGCAACGCUCAACAACCUGGCUGUUCUGUAUGGGAAGAGGGGGAAGUACAAGGAGGCGGAGCCACUGUGUAAGAGAGCUCUGGAGAUCAGAGAAAAGGUCCUGGGUAAAGACCACCCCGACGUGGCCAAACAGCUCAACAACCUGGCCCUGCUGUGUCAGAACCAGGGCAAGUACGAGGAGGUGGAGUACUACUACUGCCGCGCCCUGGAGAUCUACGAGAGCCGACUGGGCCCAGACGACCCCAACGUCGCCAAAACCAAGAACAACCUGGCAUCCUGUUUUCUCAAACAGGGCAAAUACAAGGACGCUGAGAUCCUGUACAAAGAGAUUCUGACCCGGGCCCACGAGAAGGAGUUUGGAUCUGUCGACGCUGAAAAUAAGCCGAUCUGGAUGCACGCAGAGGAACGAGAGGAAAUGAGCAAGGGCAAACACCGAGACAACACUCCAUAUGGAGAAUACGGAGGCUGGUACAAGGCCUGCAAAGUCAACAGCCCCACGGUCAACACCACCCUGAGGAACCUGGGGGCACUGUACCGCCGUCAGGGUAAACUGGAGGCGGCUGAGACCCUGGAGGAAUGUGCCGUGCGGUCUCGUAAGCAGAGCAACACAGGCAUCGACCCCCUCCACCAGAGCCGCGUGGGCGAGAUCCUGAAGGACACAGAAGGCGACCGGCGACGGAGCAGGGACAGCCUGACCAGCGUUAAGUAUGAGAGCGGAUCUGAGACCGGAGAGGAAGUGAGUAUGGGCGUGGAGUGGAACGGGGCCUAAGCCAUCAAGAUUAUUCCUCCAUCCUUCUCUUCUUCCAACACAAUUACAAACGGAUGUGUGUGUCGUUCCCUCUGGCCUCUUCCAUUCCGGUUUCCCCGACAGAGACUCUGAAAGUCCUUCCACCACCGCCACCGCUGGGACGUUUGGGCUUUCCAGAGCUGCUCUUCUUCUUCUUCUUCUUCUUCUUCUUCUUUCACUAACCGUGUGUCGUCCACGUUGGAGAAAAAAAACUCAACUCUGCCUCUUUCACUUCAAUAUCAAGAAUUGGAAAAAGUCAGUGAUAUUCUCAACAAAAUAAACAAAUGCAACGCAAAUGUUUCACAAACUGAACAAUAUUAGAACUAAAAACAGGAGAUCAGAACAAAAUGAUCAACACCUUUAACAAGGAUCAGCAUAACUCAACAAAAUCAAGAAAAUUGAAAGUCACUAAGAUUGUCAACAAAAUGAAGCCAGACCGAACAAAAUAAUAACCGUAUUUUUAUUUGAAUUAACAUAAACUGAACAAAAUCAUCCAAAAGUACACAAUUUUCACAAACUGUUAGCACCAAAAACAGUAUAAUUUUACAAAAUGGAUGGAAUUAACAAGAAUUAGCAAAGCGAUCAAUAAAACUAUCAACAAAAUGAACAAAGAAUGAGUAAAAUGAUCCAGAAAAUGAACCAAAAAUACUAAAAUUGAACCAAAAUAACAAACUGAUUAAUUGAUUAUCAUCAUAGUUGGUGAUUUAUCAGUAGAUUGAAUAAUUCAACACAUGAACUGAAGUUGAGUUUUUUCUGCUCCUCCUGCUGGUCAAACACUGUACUGCAUCAUAAGGACUGAACAACACGGUACUCUGCUGCUUCUUCUUCUUCUCCUCCUUCUCCUUCUCUUCCUCCUUCUUCUCUUCCUCCUUCUUCUUCUCUUUCCUUCACUAACCCUUGGUCAUCCACGUUGGAAAAACAAACUCACCUCUUUUCUCUUGGACUCUCGUUCACCUUUGAAUCCUUGUGUGUUUUCUGUCACUUUCACAUGUUUCCUUCUCCAUUUGUGAAUCUUCAUGAGAACAUUUAUAGGCUUGAGCUGAAGCCAAGUUGCAGAUUCUCUGUUCGAACAAGGUGACAGAUACUGGAAGAUGUUGGACAUGAUAUCAUACAUAUAUUUAUUUCUAUGUCUGAUGCCUUGAACGUUGAAGCCGGCUUUUCCUUGGUGCCUGUAUUUAGCCAUAUCCGUUUAACUCUGAGAUCAAACGCCUAAAAUAAAAAAAAUGUAAAAAAAAAAAAAAAACAUAAAAAAAAAAAAAUAAAACGGUACUGUACUGUUAACACAUGCUAUCAUCCUUAAUGUAGACGGUGUGAAAUAAGAAGGGAGCAUCGCCAUUAUUUUGUUUUUAUAGAUGUUAUCGGUUUAAUUUUUUGUAUGAAUUUGUUUACAUUACAUUUUUUUUAAGUUGCUUGCUAUGAUGUGCUUUCGUUUCGGGCUGAAUAUGAAGGCGGUGGCGUUGGAUCCAGAUCAAAACAGGGAAACGCCAUGUAACGGGAAAGGAUGCUGCUGUUGCCAUGGUGAUAUGGUGUCAGGAGGAGACCAUAGGGCUGGGUGAUAGCAUACACUGAAGACACCACUAAUCAGUCAGUCUUUUUUUGGUGACGUUUUUAUUUAUGCUUCUAAAUUAUUCACAAAAGACACAAAAACAUGAAAAAAAGGAAAAGUCGCUACAAGAACAAAAUACAGUAAAAACAGAGGAUGCAACAAGAUGGAAAUGAUUUAAAUGUCACAAAAUGAAGAAAAUUUUGAGAAAUUUUAGAUAUAAUGAGAAUAACAUCAAAGCCCUGACAGGAUGAAAAUGAUGGAGAAUGAAACGUGUCACGAUGAAAUUAAAGAUUAAAAUAAUGAAAAAGAAAAAUUAAGGAACAUUAUACAAAAGUGGCAACAAAAUGCAAUGACACAAAAGAUGUGAAAACAUGAAAAUGACUGAAAAGUCACAAGUAGAUGAAGGUAAAUAAAGUAGACGUAAACUAGAUGAUGUAAACAAAAAUAAUGUUAAAUUUGCAACAAAAUAAAGUUAUGUUUAAAGGAAAAAAAAACCUUGAUUGAAAUCACGUUGGGCUGAAAAAUGAGUCAAAAGAUCAAAAUAAAUAAGAAAAUUGUAACAAAAAAUUACAUUAAACAAAGUCACGAUGAAAUUUACUGAAAAGUUCGAACUAGAUGGAAACGCCGUAAAAUUUAAGACAAGAUGAAAAGAUGUGACAAAAUUUAUGUAAAAAAAAAAAAAAAAAAUCUAAUGAAAAUUACACAAAAGACACAAGAUGAAAAGGAUGAUGUAGAACGUGACAGGAUGAAAACAGGAAAGUGUAAAAGAUGUGAAAAUGUAAA